Molecule: messenger RNA, 2280 nt
Organism: Pseudopodoces humilis (Tibetan ground-tit)
Lineage: Eukaryota; Metazoa; Chordata; Aves; Passeriformes; Paridae
Source: RefSeq, a predicted model, not a curated record
AUGCUGGUCCCCAACACUUGUCUCCCCACUGCCAGACACAGCUCUGACCACAAGGAGCAAGCUGAGAGAAGGGACAGAGAGCUGCAGGAGGUGGUGGUCCUGCAGACACCCAGCCAUGUUCCCUCUUCACUGGAGCAUCCCACCGGCAUCAAUUCUGGGGUAGAAUCGCGCCAUCCUCAGAAACCCCCCAACACAAUCCUGAAGCGGGUGGUGGUCUCGGUCCUGCCCAGCCCGUGCAGCCGGUUCCUCUGGAGCCGGCCGGAUGAGUAUCGCGGCAGAAAGGCUCUGCUGGGCGCUGGCUUUGGGAUGCUCCUUGGCCUCGGGCUCUGCCACCUCCUCAUCAUGCCUCUGGACCUGCCAGAGACACAGAGGGUGAAGCUUACCUGGGGGCUGACAGUGGUGACUGCCUUGGGCUGGGCCACAUCCCCCCAGUUCCGCUGUGCCAACAUGCUCAUGGUCCCCAAGUUCCUGGGAAAGGAGGGUCGGCUCUAUGUUGUCUCCUUCGUCUUUGCUGCCAUCUACAACGGGCCUGGGGCCAACCUCUGGUACAACCUGAUGGAGACAAAGCGCUCGAUGGACUGCGUGGUGGAGCUACAGGUCAACCACACACAACACCUCUGGCAGGCAUCGACAACCCCCCUGCGCCAAGUCAUGGAAGAGCUGGUGGUGAGGAGGGGUCUGGGGCAGUGGGUGCUGGGGGGGCCAGGGGAGCAGGACCAAGCCUCUGCCUGUGUCUGCCUGCCCUGGCAGAGGAGCGCAGAGACCCUCAACACUGAGAUGCAGAACAUCUCGCGCGCCUUCAUGGAGCUGAACGAGCAGGUGGCCAGCGAGGAGGGCUACGACCUGCGGCAGCGCCCAGACACGGGCACGCAGCCGGCCCCCAGCACCCAGGAGCUCUAUGAAACAAAGACCAAACUUCGCUGUGAAGCUGUGAUCGAGAGGGGCCUGCAGCGCUGCACAGGCCAUUUCCAGAACAUGUACAAGAAAUGCAAAGAAAAAGUGACCGUGCCCCUCGUCAGCCACCUCAUCUGCCUGCCCAUGCAGUUUGGGUUCCUCUGCCACUCGGUCAAACUCAUGAGCCGCUGGUGCGAGAACAGGAUCCCUGUGGAUGGGAACUUUGGGAAGAUGUAUGACCAGGUGAACAGCUCUGUCAACAGCCUCAGACAGGAGUUCAGCGCCAGCAUUUCCUACCAGGAGGAGCACCAUAAGAUGCUGGUGGGCACUGAGAUAGCGGAGCAGCUGCGGCAGGAGGUGACCUCGCAGCUGCAGAGGGAAGGCGCCCGCCUGGGCCUGGCUGUCUCCUUCUUCCGCCUGCUGCUGUCCUUCACCUUCCUCUUCGUCUUCUUCUCGGCUUUCCUCUACACCCAUCAAUACCUUCACAACCUCGGCUUCGACAACUGCUACAUCACCACCUAUUUCCGCCAAAUCGAUGCCCGGCGUAGGGAGCAGAACAAGCCGACGCUGCUGCCCCUGCUCCGGGAGGAGAUCUCGUCUUUUAUUUUCCCGUGCAAACCGGCCCUGCAGCGGCCUGAGCUGCAGCACAUGCUCAGGUACAUCCCAGUCCUGCUCUUCCUCCUCUUUGUCUGUGGCCUGGACCACUUCAUCUUCAGCAUUCUCAGCAUCAUCCAGCAUCAUUCCUUUAUCGAGUAUUCCUACCAAACCAGCCACCACUUGUCCGUGAACGUGAUGGGCACAUCCCUGAUGGCGGAGCUGCUGCGCGGCACCAUCGGGGCCCUCAACGCCUCCUUCGACACCGAAGUGGAGACCUCGAAUCUCGCCUGCCUGCCGCAGCCCACCGGGAUGACGAGGCAGCAGUACCUGAACACCUGCCUGCCCCUGGGCGCGCUGGCCCUGCUCUGCCUGGCCCAGGUCUACCCGUUCCGCCUGCGCCGCGCCAUCGCCGCCUUCUACUUCCCCAAGAGGGAGAAGGCUCGGGUGCUGUUCCUGUACAACAGGCUGCUGCGGCAGAGACAGAAUUUCUUGCUCCUGCAGCGCGGGCGCGUAGCCCGGCAGGCUCGGCAGCCACCCACGCUGGGGACGUGGCUGUGGUGUCGCCGGCGCUGGCCCUGCCUGCGCCGCUGCCUGCGCCAGAGCUGCACCUUGUGCGGGACCCCCGAGACCCCCCAGCACCAGCCCUGCCCCAAUCCCGACUGCGGCGCCUUGUACUGCGAGUCGUGCUGGAAGCUGGAGGGGGGCACCUGCCUGGCCUGCAGCCCUGCGGACCCCGACCUCGUCCAGGAGAGCAGUGAGGAUGAGGAGGAGCAGGGAUACGCGGGAUGA